AUGCAAAAAUGGGCGGGGUUUGUUUUCAAACCAAGCAAGAGAAAGCAGCUGAAAAUGGCGGCGGCGGGGUGCGCCGGGUCUGUCAGCGGACUGGGACAGCAGGCUAAAGCGAGGCCUGGAGCCGGUUCUCAUCACCGUCAUGUGCGCGGUCUUACUCUGGAGGAAGCUCGGUGUCCGGUUUGCCUGGAGAUUCUGCUCGAGCCCGUGACUAUGCCGUGUAGACACUCGGUUUGCCUCCACUGCUUUAAGCGGACGGUGGAGUGCAGCGGGUUGUGCUGCCCGUCGUGCCGGUUGCGUGUGUCCAGCUGGGCCCGAAAUAAACAGUCCCGGGAGAAAAGCCUCGUCAACACGGAGCUCUGGGACAGGGUCCGCCAAAGUUACCCGGAAAGAUGCGGCCGGAGAUUAGAGCAGAGGGACCGAGUCAUGGCUUCAGAAGAUGUUUUCUGUUCACCUAUACAGAUCUGUACGCCUGGAGAAAUGCGACAGGAGUAUGAUAAACAAAAGAAUAAGAUGAUGAUGGAUGAAGAAACUGAAGACAGAAUGAAAAAAUUACCCUGCCGUAAGAAAGGGGAAUGCGGACUGCAACAUUCUCAGGAUACUUCUUUAGGAGUGCUGUCAGACUCUGAGAAUGAAGAACCUAGGAGAAUGAGAACCAGGCAUGCAUCAGCAUUUGUGCGCAGAUCAAGGUUUUCUCCAGCCUUAUGUAGAAGUCUGUACAACAUCAAUGUACAACGGAGCCAAAGCUGUACUGACUCUGAGGAAGGACGAAGAAAAGUCAGAGCUCAAUCGCACCUUUCUUUCCCAGAAAAAGCUAGUAUCUGUCAUAGUUUCAAUGCUGGAAUACUCCUAUCCUCUGAGAACAGUCGUUCCUUCUCAGCACCAGUUCUUCCCCUUGACAAGAAGCAACACUGGCGUUCCAUCUUGGCCUCUCCUCCUUCCUCUUUAGUGCCUCACACUAAACGCGAGCGAUCCGUCAGCCCAGAGAGCAAUGAUAGCAUCUCGGAAGAGCUGAACCACUUUAAGCCCAUAGUUUGCUCACCAUGUACGCCACCAAAGAGACUCCCAGAUGGCCGGUUAAUGGAACCCACCAUAGUAAAGUCCACGCCCAGGAACCUGACCCACAGCCUGCAGAAAAGCACCAGCUAUGAAGCCAGUCCUAGCAUCCUACAGAAGUGGAAGCAGGUUGAACUAGAUCGGCAGCGUGUCAAGUUCUUGUCCAAAGAGACCAUCACCAGUCCAGUGGCACAUGAUUACAGCAUCACUCAGAGCUCUGAAGAAGACCAAGAGAACAAAUCCUGUAACUGUGGUCCCAUGGAGAAAGGCUUGCAGGGUCAACAUUGCACUUGUACUGCAAACUUAAACUUGUCUAGAAAGCAGAGGGAAAAGUCUUUGCUUUAUAAUAAGCGGCAGUUGAUUUUUGAUCAGUGUAAUAGAGAUGAUGGGUCACAUUCUAAAAAUGCACAGCCUACGUUGAUGGUACUUGGUAAUUCUGAUGCUCACAAGCAAUGUGGUGCUUGUGAACCACAUUGUUCACCUUCAGGACAAGUUGAAAACUUGAAAUCACCCACGGUGGACAAACAUACGGGAGUAAGUCAUAAUCAGGGUGUGGAGGACCUUCAGGACUUAAGGAAUGAGCCCACUGUCAGAAGUUGUGUACUUAACAGACCUACCUCAAGAAGGGGCAAAAAGAGGAGCCAGAAGACCAAACAUUUAGAAGAGACUAAGAGGAUAAAAAUAUCCAAGAUUGAAAGCCAUGAUAACUGUGACCCACAGUGUAGACAAAAUGAUCUGUACCUUGAACGGAUCCAUCAAGAACAAAUGGACCGAGAACUGGCAGUAAAGCUACAAAGACAGUUUGACCAAGAAGACCAGAAAGUAGAAAGGCAUAGGAUGAGUUCUGAUAAGUAUCCUCUACGGUCCUGGAUUUGUGUAGAUAGUAGAGCAGCUCAUAAUCCACGCAGGUCAGGAAGGAUUUCUAGGAAGAUAAAACACUUUUAAUUGAAAUAAAGGCUUAAAUCAAGUUAUUGACAGGGGACAAAAGCAAACCAGUCUGACCUCAUCUGUGCGACACAAUGCUGAUGGCUUUUGGAAUGGUCUUAGUGACUGGGACAACUAUGUUUAUGCUUGGGUUGUGGGUUUUUUUUUUUCCAUACUAUAUAUCUCAGAGAAUUGUACCAAAUAACAGCUCUUUUCUUCGAUGAAAAGCUUGCAGAAUUGUUUGCCCUUACUGUUUUUGUCUUUAAUUUGGCACAGCCUAAUCAACAACCAGAAAAUUCCUAUAGGACUGUUCUUUUUGGGGCAUUAAACAUAAAUACUAAAUAUAAUGAUGAAGUGCAUUAUUGUUAUAAAUAUAUUAGUUCAUGUUUAAAAAGGAAAUGCUGAGUGUUAGUUAUAAUUCCUUACUUUAAUGGGCAAUUAGCCUCAUUUUUAAGUGCUCAGAUUGAAGAGUCAAAAGCCUGAGUUUUUGCCCAAGAGUGUCCUACAGUGCCUGUCUCAAAUUAGAUUGAUUAUGGAUAGCACUAGAAAAGCUUUACGUUAUCCAACUUGCUACAUUUAUUCUUAACAGAGGUUCUUGUCUUAUCUUGCUUGGAAAUAUUCUUUUCUGUUUUAUUUUUAAAUUAAUUUAUAUUCAGAGUUUCCCCCUAUGUCCAUGAGGUUUUUCAUGUCUUCUUCUUCCACUGUUAGAAUCUGACAUGAUAUAUUUUUAUGGUGUCGAAAGUUUUUGGCCAGCUUGACCUUAAAUAUAUAUAUUGCACUAUAUGCUUGAAUAAGCAUACACAUAUUGUAUUUAAUCACUGUAGACUUGGUCAUCUUAAAAAAAACAAAAAAAAUCGCUGUGAGGUUUUAUUCAUAUGCCAAAUUUUUAUUUACAUUUCUCCAUUAUGUUUAUUUUCUGAUACACGUUCUGCAUUUUCUGGUCAGUACUGUAUUGGCUCUAAAUAAUUUUAUUAAAGCUUGUUUUGACUGUAUAUUAAUGUGGAUGUAUGCACAAAGAGUAAUGGAUUAGCUUUCUGAUCUCUUUGACUUUUAAAAGUAUUGGAAGCAUUAGACAUGCAUAUUUGACCUGCGUUUGGAGAAUUGUUUGUUUGUUUUGGAAAAAAUGUGUGAAUGAUGGGACCAAAUGCAAGUAUUCUUAUUUUUUUUAACAAUAUUCCAAUCAUUUGACCUUUUUAAAUCACAAGAUCAUGUGCUUAUUAGUUCAGCUUAACUCUAUUAGUC
This is a messenger RNA of Neoarius graeffei (lesser salmon catfish), 3219 nucleotides long. It is a transcript of the gene rnf169, whose product is annotated as ring finger protein 169. Gene Ontology annotation, cellular component: nucleus; site of double-strand break. Gene Ontology annotation, biological process: double-strand break repair. The record is from RefSeq and is a predicted model, not a curated record. NCBI's taxonomy places the organism in Eukaryota, Metazoa, Chordata, Actinopteri, Siluriformes, Ariidae. Gene Ontology annotation, molecular function: metal ion binding; ubiquitin-protein transferase activity; nucleosome binding.